GCCGCUGGGCAGAGAAGAGGAAGGAAUGUAGUUGGGUGGCUCCGAAGAAUGGCUUCUUGGAGGGGCAGCAUGACCCUGAUGUGGGGUCCCCCUUUCUUCCUGGGCUUGGCUGCUCUCCUGGCGGGGACUUGCUCCGGCUCUUCCUCCCAUUCCCUGCGCUAUUUCCUCACCUCUGUCUCAGAGCCUGGGCCGCUGGUGCCUCCGUUUUCCUAUGUGGGGUAUGUGGAUGACCAGGAGUUUGUUUCCUAUGAUGCCAGCACCAAGAGGUAUCUUGCGAAGGUGCCCUGGAUAAGAGAGGUGGAGAAGUAUGAUCCUAAGUACUGGGAGCGAAACACCGAGUAUGCUCAGGGCCAUGAGCAGAGAUUCAAAAAUGACCUGGUGAUUCUGGCUAAGUACUACAAUCAGAGCGGAGGACUUCACACUUUUCAGUUGAUGUACGGCUGUGAGCUGAGGAGAGACGGGAGCAAAGGAGGGCAUUACCAGUAUGCCUACGAUGGGAAUGACUACAUCAGCUUUGACAAGGAGACCCUCACCUGGACGGCAGCUGAUGUCCCAGCCCAGAACACCAAGAGGAUGAGGGACACUGAAUUAGUAGAAAACCAGAACAAGAAGGCCUACCUGGAGGAGACCUGCAUUGAGUGGCUGCAGAAGUACCUGGGCUAUGGAAAAGAGACGCUUCUGGAGACAGGUAAAUUGAUGGUGCCAGAAGUGAUGGUGACACGCAGGGUGACCUAUGAUGGCAUGGAGGCUUUGAUCUGCUAUGUGCGGGGCUUCUACCCCAGGGAGAUUGACAUCUAUUGGACAAGGGAUGGAGAAGUCUGGCUGCAAGAUACCUACCAUGGCCUGGUGUCCCCCAACUCUGAUGGGACUUACUACACCUGGUGGAGCGUCACGGUGGACCCCAAGGAGAGAGGACGCUACAAAUGCCACGUGGAGCACGAUGGGCUUCUGAAUCCUGUGGACGUGGCUUGGGAGGAGCCUGCCUCCGACUUGUGGCUCAUCAUCGGGGGUGUCCUGGGGGUUCUCCUCCUGAUCGCUCUGAUGGCUGGGAUUGCUGUCAGUUUCAAAAAGCUUCAAUAUGGAUACAAAGCAGCUGCAGGUGAGUGUUACCUUCCCAUGAGCAUCUCAUGGAAACCAUGAGCAACCAUUUAUCCCAUUUCUGAUUGCUCCAUCUAUAGUGUUGCCCCAUCCUAAACUGAAAUUCUUACCCCACUGUUUAUCAUUUUUGGGCUCCCCUCAAUUACAUAUUUUCUAUUGCUACCUCAUCAAGGUUUUAUCAUUUUACCUCGUCCAUUUGGCCUGCCCAUUCUGUUCGAUUUUAUAUUGUGUUGAUUUUCCUUAUUUAUUUUAUUAUGCUACUGUACAUAUUUUAUUCUGAUAUAAUUUUUGUUGUUUGCAUUCUGUAUUUUAUUGUGCUCUAUUGUAUCUUUGGGCUUGGCCUCAUGUUAGCCACCCCAAGUCCCCUUUGGGGAGAUGGUGGUGGGGUA
This is a messenger RNA of Anolis sagrei ordinatus, 1487 nucleotides long. Lineage: Eukaryota; Metazoa; Chordata; Lepidosauria; Squamata; Anolidae. The record is from RefSeq and is a predicted model, not a curated record.